Molecule: messenger RNA, 708 nt
Organism: Dothidotthia symphoricarpi CBS 119687
Lineage: Eukaryota; Fungi; Ascomycota; Dothideomycetes; Pleosporales; Dothidotthiaceae
Exons: 4
Coding region: 1-708 (235 amino acids)
Source: RefSeq, a predicted model, not a curated record
AUGUCUACACCACGUGGCACCAACCGCCAGCAGCAGGACGAGGAGGAGAGGACGCCUGCGCAGCGCUGGCAGGGAGAACAGUUACUGUCGCUUCUGCGCCAGUACUACCCUACACCACGGAAGCCAAACUUCAACUUCCAGCCGGUGAUCGACCUGGCCGUCCAGUACAGCCGUGCUAUUACCGAGCACGGCAUUCGUCGCGUGAUCGACGAAGACCUGAACUUCAUGCUCGCCCACGCAGGGCCCGGCGACGACGUCCAGCCCGAGAUUAUGACUGCAGAGUUCCUGGCAGCCGUCGUCUCUGACUUUGAUGACCAUCCAGCAAUGGUCCACCUCCUCGUAUACGCCAUCACGAACCCACAUUUGCAUCACCACGCGCGCAUGCGCGACAUCAUGCGGAACCGGGAAGUCGUCGCUCUCCUGCUGGUGCGCCACUAUGAAAACCACGGCGGGCUGAUUCUUCCACCGAUGAGUGAGGGGCGGCGGGCCAACGAGGAGUAUGCGCGUGAGGUGGCGAAGGCUGCGGCGAGUGGGCGGCAGGUCGGAUAUGACAUCGCGUAUCCGAACUGGACUGCUCGCCAGAGCAUGGCGCCUCCGCCUGGGUUUGGUGGUGGUCGCAAUCCGAACGUGGCACCAUCCGUAGAUGUGCGAGGACCGGCUGGAGGCUAUGGAUUUCCUGGGGUCAUUGGCGAUCGUCGACGUGGAUGA